AUGGUUGACGACAGAGUAAGUAUUCCGAAAUUAAAUAGUACGAAUUGGCAAAUAUGGAAAAUUCGCGUGGAAAGUUUCCUCGCACGAGAUGAUUUAUCAAAGUACAUUGAGGAAGAUAUUCCUGCUACAGACGAUUUGAAGGAUGCUGCUUGGAAGACGGGCGAUCGAAAGACGAAAGGAACAAUUAUUCUCUUCUUGGGAGAUAACCAGCUGUCCUUGGUGAAAAAUUGCGUGCAUGCAAAGCAUGUGUGGGAUGCCCUUCGUAACCACCACGAAAGGGUUUCUCGAUCGACUCGUGUAGCUCUUCUCAAAAGAUUGUGCUCUGCUAGGCUGCAAGAAAAUGGAAAUGUUGAAAAGCAUCUUUCAGACAUCGAAGAGAUUUUCGACCGCUUGGCUGCAGCUGGCCAUGUGUUGGAUACUGUAACGAGCCGCUUUGCCUGUUUGGGGUCGUGA
Messenger RNA from Eupeodes corollae, 453 nucleotides. RefSeq lists its product as uncharacterized. The record is from RefSeq and is a predicted model, not a curated record. Lineage: Eukaryota; Metazoa; Arthropoda; Insecta; Diptera; Syrphidae. The transcript has a single exon. Bases 1 to 453 code for a protein of 150 amino acids.